This is a messenger RNA of Anarrhichthys ocellatus (wolf-eel), 831 nucleotides long. Its product is annotated as CMP-N-acetylneuraminate-beta-galactosamide-alpha-2,3-sialyltransferase 1-like. The transcript has 6 exons. Gene Ontology annotation, biological process: sialylation. Gene Ontology annotation, molecular function: beta-galactoside (CMP) alpha-2,3-sialyltransferase activity. Gene Ontology annotation, cellular component: membrane. Lineage: Eukaryota; Metazoa; Chordata; Actinopteri; Perciformes; Anarhichadidae. Bases 40 to 831 code for a protein of 263 amino acids. The record is from RefSeq and is a predicted model, not a curated record.
GCUUGUGACCGAUGUUUAUUUGAAAAUGAUACGUUGAUUAUGCAGCGUUUCAGCAAAUUUGCUGAACCAUUUUUGUCAGUAAACUACAAUCUCUCAGAGGAUAAUUUCAACUGGUGGAAGCGUCUACAGGCUGAAAAGCGUUAUUUCAGUACCUACAGAAAUAAAGUGGACAGGAUGUUUCAGAUGUUCCCAGCCAGUGCUUAUGUUGAAGCAUCCAGCCCUGAGCGCUGCAGGACUUGUGCUGUGGUGGGGAAUUCUGGUAAUUUGAAGAAAUCACAUUAUGGACCUCUAAUAGAUUUCCAGGACGUUGUCAUAAGAAUUAACAGAGGUCGCACGAAAGGCUAUGAAGCAGAUGUUGGGACCAAAACAACUCAUCAUGUCAUGUAUCCAGAGAGUGCUGUGGAUUUAGAUAACACCACUCAUCUUGUGCUGUUUCCAUUUAAGAUUCUGGAUCUUGACUGGGUUACGAAGGCCCUCAGCACAGGAUUUUCCGGAAGCUCAUAUGUGCCAAUAAAAUCAAACAUCAAGGCCAACAAGGAUUUGGUGAUGGUUCUUAACCCAGCAUUCAUGAGGUACGUUCAUGACGUGUGGCUGCAAAAGAAGGGCAGAUAUCCAUCCACUGGCUUCAUGACUUUGGUUCUUGCCCUGCAUAUUUGUGACGAGAUCCAUGUGUUCGGUUUUGGAGCAGACAGUGAUGGAAACUGGAGUCAUUACUGGGAAAAACUCAUGAACAAUAAGUUAAAAACGGGAUCACAUCCUGGAGAUGAAGAGUAUAAAAUGAUCCUGGAGCUAGCUAAGCACCAAAUACUCAAGUUUUACACGGGGUGGUGA